AUGGCUGUUGUAGCAGCCUCGCAGUCAGCAGCGGCGGGCUUUGCCGCCAAAGCUGCAGUUGACGUCGUGGGCGCCGUAGCCGUGGGUGAAACCGCCUUAGCUGCGGCUGUUGCACUCCAAGGCGCUGCUGCUACUGCUGCUGCAUCCACGGUUGCUGCAACCAACUUUUGGAACCCUGUUGGAUGGUCACUUGGGGUCGUUAUCGUCGGUGCACGUGAGACAGCACCUCACAAUAUCACCUGGGACUGUUACAAGCCUAUCAUCCAUGACGCUGUGGAGGAACCACCUAAACCAAUGCUUCUAGCCGCACUGGUCUCUCACCCAAUGGUUGCGCGCGUUGAUAUCUCAACCAAAGCCACGUCUGCUGGUCUUCCCGAUAUUGAGAUAGAGAAUGUUGCUGGUGAGCUGUAUCUCUUACGGGGCGUCGCAUUACCUUGGGGCGCGGUUGCGUAUCAUGCGGACAGGAUGGAGGAAUGA
This is a messenger RNA of Fusarium oxysporum Fo47, 477 nucleotides long. RefSeq lists its product as uncharacterized. NCBI's taxonomy places the organism in Eukaryota, Fungi, Ascomycota, Sordariomycetes, Hypocreales, Nectriaceae. The record is from RefSeq and is a predicted model, not a curated record. The coding region runs from base 1 to 477 and encodes 158 amino acids. The transcript has a single exon.